GGAACAUGUCGGUCUUCUUCAAUUCUCCCUUAGACACUAGCCUAAUAGCGAUCGAAAAGCCCAAGUUGCUUCUAGCAUCAAUUAGCAUCAAUGAUGGCAUAACUCUAGAAGAGUCCGGAGACUAUCGCCAGCUGUUUUAGCUGCCGUUCAUGAUUGUGCAGAGAAGAUCCGUCGGCUGUCAGAUUACCAAAGGCCCUCCGACUCGCCAGAAUACCCUCGAGGAAAUAUUUACCGCCCAAGUAUUCCACAUCAGAGGCAACCCAAGCGGUGGACCGCUGAAGGGAAAGUCCGUUUGCCUGAAAGACUGCAUCGUAGUAGCGGGAGUGCUGCAGUUCUUUGGAACCAACGCGUUUGCUCCAUGGACUCCGCAAAGGGAUGCGAUCGUUAUCACGCGAGCAUUGGACACGGGUGCAGAGGUAGUAGGCACUGCUACUUGCGAGAACUUCGGUAAUUCGACUUGGUCCUUUACAAGCGCCCAGCGCGUCGUAGAGAAUCCCCUUGCAGAAGGCUAUUCUUCUGGUGGCAGCACCUCCGGCGGCGCAGCCUUGGAUAAGCUUGAUGACCGUAUACUCGGAGCACCGCCUCGUGGCUCGGCCUCCUUUACCGAGUCUCUACGCCCUACGUUGAGCGGCGCCACAGGCUUCAUGGUUGGGAUACUGGUGGAAGGAUUCGAGCACCAGCUGGUUGGUCCCCCAAUCAAGGACCUCGUCAUGCGCGCUGCACGCAGGUUCGAGACGCUCGGAGCCAUCGUCGAGCAGGUCUCGGUACCGUGCCAUAUGGAGGGGCCGGCUGUUUGGGCGAUUCAGCAACACAUCCCAGGAGCCUUUAACCUUUUGGGGCUUCAGCACGGGCGAAGGGGUUUGUAUCCUACGGAAUUUGAAGAAGCGCGCCUCCCUUGGACUAAUGCCAGCUUCCAGCGGCUAUUUCCCGCAACGAUGAAUACGAUGAUCAACGGACUGUACCUGGCGAAGAACUUUCCUGGUCUCUACGCAAAGACCCUUAACCUAGCGCAGCUGCUCACAGACUCGUAUGAGAAGCUUUUCAAGACGUACGAUAUGGUUGUCAUGCCCACGACGCCGUGCGUCGCGCCGAAGCAUGUGGACGGGAGACAAGGGGAAUCGCCCCUGAAGGCUUUGAAGCCUAGCGUAGGCCUUUCCAUCAACACUGCAAUCUUCAACAUUACGGGACAUCCGGCCAUGACCAUUCCCAUCGGCUCCUUGCCAGCAAAGGACAACCAUGCGAUCCAGCCGCCUGUUGGGAUGCAAUUGUUAGCACGUCGCUUAUGCGGCAAAGCCCAAAUGCCCAAUACCAAUGAACAUCGACGUGUAUCACCCAAGAAUUGUCGCCAAUUCAGGCGGCACUCCGGAUAUGCCAGCGGGGUUUGCACUGUGGAGGGGGUCAUGGGACCUGCGUCCCAGCCACUGCAUACAUAUAGUUCUCCCUAUCCACAGACACCUAGCUGGAACAUCAGCAAAUGCAACUCUUAUCUCAACUCUCAAUAUUUACCUGUCGAAAGCGUUUUCUGCUUCUGA
Eremomyces bilateralis CBS 781.70 is the source of this 1532-nucleotide messenger RNA. RefSeq names its product amidase signature enzyme. The coding region runs from base 150 to 1532 and encodes 460 amino acids. Lineage: Eukaryota; Fungi; Ascomycota; Dothideomycetes; Eremomycetales; Eremomycetaceae. Gene Ontology annotation, molecular function: catalytic activity. The record is from RefSeq and is a predicted model, not a curated record. The transcript has 6 exons.